GGAUACUAUCUCGGCCAUGCCAUCGGGUUCUUCUGUUCACUGGGACGGGGCACAUCUUCUGCUUCUCUCUCAAGUUUUCAACUUGGGCCAUCGAGCAUUUUCAAUCUCAGGUUGGUCAAUCUCGAGCUCUUUUCACAAGAUUCUACUUUAUACAUGCGCCAAGAACAUGAAUGAGGGUUGAUACAGUGGUUGUGGUUUCAUGCAUAUACAUUCAUCAAUAACUAGCUUGAUCAGACAUGGCUGUUGUUGCUUGGUGUUGCAUUUUAGCACCAUUUAAUAUGCACCAGCAUAGACGCUGUCUUCUUCCAGGUUCUGGAUUAGCACCCAAAGCAGGGUGAAUAAAAUCCAAUGGAAGGAUCACGAACCCCUUUACUUCCAUCUGAUCUUCCAGAAUCGACCUCCUCUAAUAAUACUGGGAGUGCGAAUUUUCAUGCACAUGGAAUUCGUGGGUGGUCCGGUAUUCAGGGACUGAAGAAGAGAGGUCAUGGAAGUCGUUCAUGGAUACAGAUUGAUCCACUUGGGAACACAAGCAUUUUGGAGCUUGACAAGGCUACUAUAAUGAGACAUUGUUCUUUGCCUGCCAGAGAUCUCCGACUUUUGGAUCCUUUGUUCAUUUACCCUUCUACAAUAUUAGGAAGGGAGAAAGCUAUUGUUGUUAGUCUUGAACAGAUCAGGUGUAUAAUCACAGCUGAUGAGGUUAUCCUGAUGAAUUCUCUGGAUGGAUGUGUUGUUCAGUACAAGUCUGAAUUGUGCAAACGCCUACAGUCAAACAAAGAUCAAUCUGAUGACUUGCCUUUCGAGUUUAGAGCAUUGGAGCUGGCUUUGGAACUAACCUGCUCGUCUCUAGAUGCCCAGGUAAAAGAACUGGCAAUGGAGAUAUACCCUGUGCUGGAUGAACUAGCAUUAUCUAUAAACACUCUUAAUCUAGAGCGCGUGCGUAGACUCAAAGGGCACCUCCUUGCCGUGACGCAACGAGUUCAUAAGGUCCGUGAUGAAAUAGAACAUCUCAUGGAUGAUGACGGUGACAUGGCCGAGAUGUACCUAACUGAGAAGAAACAAAGGUCAGAGGGUUAUCCCCUAAGUGACCUUGGUUUUCAAACUGACACCUCAAGUAUGGAAAGAGUGGGCUCAAAAUCUGCUCCUGUUUCUCCAGUGGGGUCAAUCAGUGGAGCACAUAAAUUGCAAAGGGCUUUUAGCAGUAUUGUGAGUUCAAGCAGACCCAGCUUAAUGAGUUCAUCUAAUAGUGGAGAAAACAUUGAACAACUGGAAAUGCUGCUUGAAGCAUACUUUGUUGUCAUUGACCAUACUCUCAGCGAGGUGUUAUCGCUAAAAGAAUACAUUGAUGAUACUGAAGAUUUGAUUAACUUUAAACUGGGCAAUGUUCAGAACCAUCUGAUACAAUUUGAGUUGCUUCUUACAGCAGCUACUUUCGUGGCCACAAUUUUUGCUGCAGUUACAGCAGUUUUUGGAAUGAAUUUUCCCGAUUCUAUUUUUGAUAAUCCAUCGACAUUCAGCUGGGUUCUCAUUAUUUGUGGUGUUGCCUGUGGGUUCUUGUACUUCUCUUUUCUACUUUAUUUUAGGUACAAAAGGAUCUUUCCAUUGUAAAGUAUAGAGAGAAAACUAAAUCAAUGAGAAUGAAGACACAAUCUUACAGUGAAAA
Prunus dulcis (almond) is the source of this 1660-nucleotide messenger RNA. RefSeq names its product magnesium transporter MRS2-5. Gene Ontology annotation, biological process: magnesium ion transport. The record is from RefSeq and is a predicted model, not a curated record. NCBI's taxonomy places the organism in Eukaryota, Viridiplantae, Streptophyta, Magnoliopsida, Rosales, Rosaceae. Gene Ontology annotation, molecular function: magnesium ion transmembrane transporter activity. The transcript has 7 exons. The coding region runs from base 349 to 1605 and encodes 418 amino acids.